UAAAAACCUCCUCUCUAUCCCUCAGCUCUAUUCAAUCCCCAGCAGCCAUGGCUUCUAAGCUCACUUAUCCCACUACAGUCUUAUCCUCUCUUCCCCGAUUCGCCGGCCUCAGAGCUCAACAGCCAGUAACGGUGACGUUGCCGGCAGGGACGAGGCGGCGAGGAGGGAACGGAGCUCUCUCCGCUCGUUGCGGCUUCAUCGGCUCGCCCACAAACAUAAUAAUGGUGACAAGCACGACUUUGAUGUUGUUCGCCGGCCGGUUCGGUCUGGCGCCGUCGGCGAACCGAGUGGCGACGGCGGGGCUGAAGCUGGAGGCGAGAGAUUCAGGGCUCCAGACCGGAGAUCCGGCGGGGUUCACUUUAGCUGAUACGUUGGCUUGCGGAUCAGUGGGUCACAUUAUAGGAGUAGGAGUUGUGUUGGGAUUGAAGAGUUUGGGUGCUUUGUGAAGAGCAACUGAAUGUUAUGGGUUUCAGUGCGUGUAAAUGUAUUGCAUGAGGUAUAUUAAUGGUGGUUUUUCUUCUUUGUUGUUACCACAAAA
Phalaenopsis equestris is the source of this 538-nucleotide messenger RNA. RefSeq names its product photosystem I reaction center subunit psaK, chloroplastic. Gene Ontology annotation, cellular component: photosystem I; membrane. Gene Ontology annotation, biological process: photosynthesis. NCBI's taxonomy places the organism in Eukaryota, Viridiplantae, Streptophyta, Magnoliopsida, Asparagales, Orchidaceae. Bases 48 to 446 code for a protein of 132 amino acids. The transcript has 3 exons. The record is from RefSeq and is a predicted model, not a curated record.